This is a messenger RNA of Sipha flava (yellow sugarcane aphid), 1073 nucleotides long. RefSeq names its product dynein light chain 1, axonemal-like. Gene Ontology annotation, molecular function: protein kinase binding. The coding region runs from base 154 to 711 and encodes 185 amino acids. Gene Ontology annotation, cellular component: cytoplasm. The record is from RefSeq and is a predicted model, not a curated record. The transcript is spliced from 4 exons. Lineage: Eukaryota; Metazoa; Arthropoda; Insecta; Hemiptera; Aphididae.
AGGUGUACGUCAAUAAUUUAGUGACUCAUAAAAUAACUAUGACAACAAACAAUAUUGUAUGUCAUAUUGAAUGUAAAUCUAAAAUGAUUGUGGCCGUUUAAUAACAACGAAUGCAAAAUAACGAAGAUUUUUAUAAACUAAAAGAACACAAUAAUGGGAGAUUUAAAAGCAACUACAAUCAAAGAUGCAAUAAAAAAUUGGGAAGAAGAAAAUAAAGAACCGGCAUAUGAGGCUACAAAUGUUUGCUUACAAUUUCAAUGGCCACCGAUUGAAAAAAUGGACAACAAUUUGUCAAUUUUAACAAAAUGCGAAAAAUUAUCAUUAAGUACAAACAUGAUCGAGAAAAUAAAUGGUCUUGCUACAUUAAGGAAUUUAAAAGUGUUAUCUCUUGGAAGAAAUUACAUUAAAGCUUUUACUGGACUUGAACCAUUGGCUGAUACUCUAGAGGAAUUAUGGAUAUCAUAUAAUUUUAUUGAAAAAAUGAAAGGAGUUCUUGGCAUGCGUAAACUUAAAGUAUUACACAUGUCUAAUAAUAAUGUUAAAGAAUGGGCAGAAGUAAAUAAACUCGCAGAAAUGGAGAAUCUUAAAGAUUUUUUGUUCGUUGGAAAUCCACUUUAUGACUGUUUGGAUGAAUCAGUUUGGCGUAGUGAUUGUAUAAGGAAACUUCCUAAAUUAGUAAUACUGGACGGCGUUCCAAUUAUAAGAGAUUGAAAGCAGACCAGAUUGUAUAAAUAAACAAGGUUUUAUUUGAAAUUAAAAUGCAUAAUAACGAUGAUGAAAUUAAAUGCACAUAAGUAAUCUUUAAUUACAUAACGACUGUCGUUGAUAUAAUAACAUUGCAAGCUUACUUGGUAAAAAACAACACAUUAGUAAUAUGUUUAAUAUUUUAAUACAUUGGUGUGUCAUGUAGUAUCAAAAACAAAAUUUACAUAGGUACAUACAAAAUGAUUAAUUCAGAAUUGUGAAUACUAAUAUUGUAAACUUUACUUUUUAACUUUUGUAAUCUUAGAAACUACUUAAUUUCAUGAUUAUAUCAACAGAAUGGAUAUUAUUUUCAUAUUUUAUAUAAUUAA